CCCGCGCCGGCCAACGAGAGCAAACCCAGUGACUCACCUCCGCCGCGCUAACUCCUUGCUAGCUCUCCCCUUCACACACGCUCACACCCGGCUCGAGAUGGCGGCGGCUGCGGCGGCGGCGGGGGACUCGGACUCCUGGGACGCGGACACGUUCUCAGUGGAAGACCCGGUGCGGAAGGUGGGGGGUGGCGGUACCGCCGGCGGGGACCGCUGGGAAGGCGAGGACGAGGACGAGGACGUCAAGGAUAACUGGGAUGACGAUGAUGACGAAAAAAAAGAGGAAGCAGAAGUAAAACCAGAAGUAAAAAUUUCAGAAAAGAAAAAAAUAGUAGAGAAGAUAAAAGAGAAAGAACGGCAACAGAAGAAAAGGCAAGAAGAAAUUAAAAAGAGGUUAGAAGAACCUGAAGAACCUAAAGUGCUAACACCAGAAGAACAAUUAGCAGAUAAACUGCGGCUAAAGAAAUUACAGGAAGAGUCAGACCUUGAAUUAGCAAAAGAAACUUUUGGUGUUAAUAAUAAUUCAGUUUUUGGAAUAGAUGCCAUGAACCCAUCUUCAAGAGAUGACUUCACAGAGUUUGGAAGGUUACUAAAAGAUAAAAUUACGCAGUAUGAAAAGUCACUAUAUUAUGCCAGUUUUUUGGAAGCCUUAGUUCGAGAUGUGUGUAUUUCAUUGGAAAUUGAUGACUUGAAAAAGAUUACCAAUUCAUUGACUGUGCUUUGCAGUGAAAAACAGAAGCAAGAAAAGCAAAGCAAAGCCAAAAAGAAGAAGAAAGGUGUGGUUCCUGGAGGGGGAUUAAAGGCCACCAUGAAAGACGAUCUGGCAGAUUAUGGUGGUUAUGAUGGAGGAUAUGUACAAGACUAUGAAGACUUCAUGUGACAUUUUAUCUUCUCCUGGUGUCUUCUUUCUGUUGCCCACAAUCCCUUCAACAUGUAGCACAACUUCCUUUCCUUUCAGUUCUGCCAAAUGCUACAAUCAGAAGUGCAGUAUCUUUUGUGCUGGUUAUUUAACCCCUUGACACUUAGGUGCUAACGUGCAAAUGAGGGAACUUGGAUCUUGCUGCCAAGGGGUUAAAAUCGGGAACCUCAGUUGCUACUAAAUCAUAGUUUAAAAAAAAAAAAUGAAAAAGCCUAAUAAUGUUGUCAUUGUUGCUAUCUGAUUCCAUAGCAGCAGUCAUUAAAUUGGAAACAAAGGUUGCAACAUGACAAAAAAUUGUGUAGUAUUUACCAGCACCAUUCAGUAAUACAGCCUUAACCAUACCUCCUUGAACUACUUCAUAACUUGUCGAGAAAAGCAGUUUGCAGCAGGGGCAUGUGGUGUGCACCUAGUAUUAAAAUUGCUUUGUCUUAAAAUUGAGUGUGAGGAUAUUAAAAAAUACAUUGUGAAGAAGACUGCUUAUCUCAGAGUGAAGAUACUGCAGCUGAAAAGCACUAGGUUUGAUACUCAAAAAUUAAAUGACCAAAACUCUCCAACUGCGAAGCUGAAGAAGUUAAAUCACUCCAUUACUGCAUUACAAGUUGUGGAAUCUCUGGAGUGCAUAGACUGUCUAGUUUUUAUUUAUCAGACUAUUUCUACUAAUGGAGUGCUUCAGAUGGGGGAGGGAAACUCUUUACCUGUUUUUAUUUGCCUGAUUUGAAUGUGUGAGAAACAAAUCUCCUCUGUUCUCCUAGGCUGCAAUGGAACAACUUUAACAGGGUUUUGGCAUUUCCUUUCCUUUAUAAAACAUGCUCAGCAAACUGCACCAGUUAAUUACAGUUUGGUAAAUUGUUAUGUUAACAAUUAUGACAUCUGCAAUGUUUUAUAAAGUAACUAAUUUAAUAAAAUCACUAUUGUGAGGACUUAAAUUUUGUGUUACCGCCCAAGAGAUAUUUUUGGAGAGUAUAGAACACAGCUCUCUUGGGAUAGAGAUUUCUAUAUACUUAUUAAAGCUUAAUAAAUGCUUGACGUAGUUACAGCAUUAAAAAUGAAUGAUUUGCCAGGUCCUUGAUAGAGUCACCAUAGAGCAACAAAAAUGUAUGGCUGCCUUCCUUCUCUUAUUUAUUUGGGGAAAUUAUUUUGUUGUUUAGAUACUAAGGCCUUAAGUGAGUACCUAGAAGAACUAUUUAUUUGGAGUAACUGAGCCUAUAACUUAGGGAUCUUUGUUAUUAUAUAGCUUCUCCUAAGUGAUUUAACCAAAUUUGUGGUUAGUCUUUUUUUUCUUAAUUGUCACAACCAGAAGUAGGGGCAGAACAAAAAAAUAUUAUUUUAAAUUUCUCUUAUAUAGGAAAUAAGAACAUCAAUGCUCUGUAGACUAUUAAGUGGAAAACCAUCUAAACAAUUUUUGAGGGAUUAACAGAAAGCAGUGACUACAUAGCAAUAACCACAGUAAAUAAAGAUUGUUUUAAGGCAGACAAGGGCUAAGAUUUCCUUAGCAGUAAUAAUGACAUACACUGAAUUUAAAAUCUAUUUUAUUAUCAAAAGACCAGUUUCUAACAAGUUAAAAUGUAUCACCUGUUUCUUAAUUGUGCAAAUAAUAUUAAAUUUCUUUGAAACUGGAAUCUGCAGACACAGGUAUUCUUUAAUUGUUAUUGUAUCACCUCCUAAUGUAGAAGCCAUCCAGAGGAAGAGGAAGCUUUUGCUCUUAAUACGAGUAUCCACAUAAAAUGGUAUAGAAGAACAAUCACUUUUAAAUAGGAAUUUUCUUAUGAAAAAUCUCUCAUUCUUUACCCACCACCCACAAAGGACUGAUACAGUACAGUCUUGGGCUUUUUUUUUUUUUUUUUAACUUGGACAACAUAUAUUCCCAAUGCGUUGUUCUACUCUGACUGGGGACAUCAGUCAGAAUCUCAUAUUAGUACAAGAAAAGAGGCAUCUAUGAAAAUCAUCUAACCUGACAGCAUGUCCUUUAGACAGCAACCUGUCUGAGGGUCCUUCAGAAGCACAUUUACAAUUUCAUAAAAUUUGUGUUCAUAUGCCAACUUGUAAUAUAGGUAGACAUCUUCACAAUAUGUGAGUAACUUCUUCAGGUUUUCCGUGACCACGUCAGUAGGCUGAUGUUGUUUAUAUCUAGGCAAAGAAACAAAAAAUUAUAGGUUAAGAUAUCUAGUGUGAGGGCUGUUAGGUCUGACAGCACUACCUACAGGGGAGAUGGUGCUGGAGUCUGGGAAAUUAUCUCAGACUAGUAUAGGGGGUGCUUGAUAAAUUAUUUCAUUAGAAACGAGUAUGUUAAUACUCACCUUAAUUAGAAUAAGUUUAGCAUUCCAAAGGGAACCUCUUGAUAUUUAGGGUUUUGGGCACCUCACUCAAGCUGAGUAGCUAUUUUCCCAUUUUAAGUACAAAGCACCAUAAGCAAACAGUUCUCGUUCAUCUGUUUGCAUAAAUCUAUUAAAAGCCCUCUUCCUUCUGGGGAUUCCUGACAUCUCUUUGCCAUUUUAAACAGAGGGGUAGCUAAAAGUUUGUUGUACUUAGCCAUAAAAUUCUUGUUUCUGUCUCACCUCAAAGCAGAGGCAAGGAGAAAUGCUUACAGUCAAAUUUUAAUACUUACUUUUUUGAAAUCUCUUCAAAUAUGCUUGAUCUUAAUAACCUUUGCUGCUUAAAUUCUUCUAAGUAAUUAAAGUCACCUUUAAGAAUCACUUGUUGGUAUAGGAUUUCAGCCCAAUCUGGAACAAAGUCAUAGGCCUCAGCGACAAUAGAAGCCUUAAAAGGAUGAAGUGUCCAUACCGGCCAGCCGCCAAAACCAAAAAGGAUGGAAGUGAAGGAUACCAUCAGAACCCAUUUGAUGUUAAACUGAAGGCAAAAUCUUCUAGAAAACAAUACUAUAUACACUCAUAUAAUGAAUAUGAUCAUUACCAAUUAUGUUAAAAGGUUCUAGCUAUCUGAAUUGAUGAAAAGCCUGGUGUUAAGUUUGGCAUUUCCCGUCCCAUAACCCCCAAAUACCGUCCUUCAGUGUUUUUAAUCUUCCUCACAGUGGAUUAAUAAAACUGCUGACCAUGAAUAA
Molecule: messenger RNA, 3974 nt
Organism: Cynocephalus volans (Philippine flying lemur)
Lineage: Eukaryota; Metazoa; Chordata; Mammalia; Dermoptera; Cynocephalidae
Gene: EIF3J
Product: eukaryotic translation initiation factor 3 subunit J
Exons: 8
Coding region: 98-877 (259 amino acids)
Cellular component (GO): cytoplasm; eukaryotic translation initiation factor 3 complex
Molecular function (GO): translation initiation factor activity
Source: RefSeq, a predicted model, not a curated record